This is a messenger RNA of Lontra canadensis (Northern American river otter), 1639 nucleotides long. RefSeq names its product 3-hydroxyacyl-CoA dehydratase 3 (gene HACD3). Gene Ontology annotation, biological process: fatty acid elongation; sphingolipid biosynthetic process; very long-chain fatty acid biosynthetic process. The transcript is spliced from 11 exons. The record is from RefSeq and is a predicted model, not a curated record. Gene Ontology annotation, molecular function: 3-hydroxyacyl-CoA dehydratase activity. NCBI's taxonomy places the organism in Eukaryota, Metazoa, Chordata, Mammalia, Carnivora, Mustelidae. Gene Ontology annotation, cellular component: endoplasmic reticulum membrane. The coding region runs from base 159 to 1247 and encodes 362 amino acids.
GCAAGCGCACCUGCGAGCGUGGGGCGUCUCGAGGUGGCCGGCUGCCGGCGCUCAAGAGCGCGGGGGUUUGUGGCCUGCGUUCGGCCGGCUCCAGUCGCGCACUCUCCGAGGCAGCGAGGCGCAGCGAUCCGUCUCCCCGCGCCCUGGGCAGUGUGGCCAUGGAGAAUCAGGUGCUGACGCCGCACGUCUACUGGGCUCAGCGACACCGCGAGCUGUAUCUGCGCGUGGAGCUGAGUGACGUGCAGAAUCCUGCCAUCAGCAUCACUGAAAAUGUGCUGCAUUUCAAAGCUCAGGGACACGGUGCCAAAGGAGACAACGUUUAUGAAUUUCACUUGGAGUUCUUAGACCUUGUGAAACCAGAGCCGGUUUACAAACUGACCCAGAGGCAGGUAAACAUUACAGUACAGAAGAAGGUCAGUCAGUGGUGGGAGAGACUCACUAAGCAGGAGAAACGCCCACUGUUUUUGGCUCCUGACUUCGAUCGCUGGCUGGACGAGUCUGAUGCAGAAAUGGAGCUCAGAGCCAAGGAAGAAGAACGCCUAAAUAAACUAAGAAUUGAAAGCCAAGGCUCUCCUGAAACUCUUACAAGCUUGAAGAAAGGAUACCUGUUCAUGUACAAUCUCGUGCAGUUCUUGGGAUUCUCCUGGAUCUUUGUCAACAUGACCGUGCGGUUCUUUAUUUUGGGGAAAGAGUCCUUCUAUGAUACAUUCCACACCUUGGCCGACAUGAUGUAUUUCUGCCAGAUGCUGUCAGCUGUGGAAAUGAUCAAUGCAGCAAUUGGUGUCACUAAGUCACCCGUGAUGCCUUCUCUUAUCCAGCUAUGUGGAAGAAAUUUCAUUUUGUUUAUCAUCUUUGGCACCAUGGAAGAAAUGCAAAACAAAGCUGUGGUUUUCUUUGUGUUUUAUUCAUGGAGCGCAAUUGAAAUUUUCAGAUACCCCUUCUACAUGCUUUCCUGCAUUGACAUGGAUUGGAAGGUGCUCACGUGGCUUCGUUACACUGUGUGGAUUCCCUUGUAUCCUCUGGGAUGUUUGGCAGAAGCUGUCUCAGUGAUCCAGUCCAUUCCAGUAUUCAACGAAACAGGAAGAUUCAGUUUCACAUUGCCAUAUCCAGUGAAAAUCAAAGUUAGAUUUUCCUUUUUUCUUCAGAUUUAUCUUAUCUUAUUAUUUUUAGGGUUGUACAUAAAUUUCCGUCACCUUUAUAAACAGCGCAGGCGGCGUUACGGACAAAAAAAGAAAAAGGUCCACUAAAAAGAUCUUGAUGACUUCUUGCCAGUUUGAGCCUAAUCUAUAAUUCUUACAGUUUUACCUUCUUGUACUGAUGUAAAAGUUUUUUUAAAGUUAAAUGAUUAAAUUCUCAGUGAGGCUAUAUUCCCUUCCCCCCAGUAACAUUCCUGAAUUUACCGUAUUAUCUUAGUAUAGUACUUGCAUGACAUGGAUUCCCGGUAUCUGAGGACAGGUUUGUUCUUGUAUAUUCCAUUAAUGACAGCAAGAGACAGCCCUACCCCCAAGCACUCCUUGUCCAGUCGCUUUCACAUGGGCCAGAGGUCCUGCUUCAGUGCCCUAACCCUGCCAGAUACUGGUCAUUCUUACAGCUGGCCUUUGUUCAUUUCAGCUGUUGCUUGGAGGGUUUAAAAAAAAAA